AUGGAGUUCACCAGUCUCCCUCCCGACGACUUGGAGCAGCGCUUCUCGGUGUCUGGAGCUCCCUUCAACGCUACGGGCUCCGGGGGUCUGGGCUCCGGGGGUCUGGGCUCCGGGGGGCUGCUCUCUGCGGCCCCAGGAGGCAACGGGACCGGCGGGGACAGAGGCAGGACCGGGGUCGUCCUGGCCGUCUGCAUCACGGCGCUCUACUCCCUCAUCUGCGUGCUGGGACUGCUGGGAAACGUGCUGGUGAUGUACGGGGUGGUCAGAUAUACCAAGAUGAAGACGGCUACCAACAUCUACAUCUUUAACCUGGCUCUGGCUGACGCUCUGGCCACCAGCACCCUCCCUUUCCAGAGCGCUAAGUACCUGAUGGGGACGUGGCCCUUUGGCCAGCUUCUAUGUAAAGUGGUUAUUGCCAUCGAUUACUACAACAUGUUCACGAGCAUCUUUACGCUCACCAUGAUGAGCGUUGACCGCUACAUUGCAGUGUGUCAUCCAGUAAAGGCGCUGGACUUCCGCACGGCCGGCAAAGCAAAGAUCAUCAAUGUUUGCAUCUGGAUCCUCUCCUCUGCUGUCGGAGUGCCCGUGAUGAUUGCAGCCGUAACCAAGGAGACAGAUACAGGCAGCACUGCGUGUACACUCAGGUUUCCAAACCCAGCGUGGUACUGGGACACCUUGACAAAAAUCUGCGUGUUCAUCUUUGCCUUCGUGGUGCCCGUCCUCGUCAUCACCAUCUGCUACGGUCUGAUGAUUCUGCGGCUGAAGAGCGUCCGUCUCCUGUCGGGUUCUAAGGAGAAGGACAAAAACCUGCGGCGCAUCACACGCAUGGUCCUGGUGGUCGUAGCUGCUUUCAUCUUCUGCUGGACCCCCAUUCACAUCUUUAUUAUCGUUAAGACCGCAGUGAAAAUUGACAACAGGAACCUCGUGGUGAUCGCCUGCUGGCACCUGUGCAUCGCUCUAGGCUACAUCAACAGCAGUUUGAACCCUGUGCUGUAUGCCUUUUUAGAUGAAAACUUCAAGAGGUGCUUCAGGGAUUUCUGCCUGCCCUAUCGCAACAACUCGGAGCAGAGCAGCUUCUCCAGAGUGCGCAAUAGUGCGAGGGAACCAGCUUCUGUUUGCGCACCUGCAGUGCCACACAGAGCCACGGCCUGACUGACCACGAACCACUCAGAGGGGAGAGUCCAGAUGGAGCUCAAGACGCCGCUGACACAGUCCUCCACCACAGGAGUCCCCCGAUGGCUUACACUGCCCUCCAAUCAAGCCAUGGAUUGGAUAUGAAUUAUUAAACACAUAGUCAGCGGACUCAAGAAUACUUCCGAGUGUUCUGGCUGCACCUCAGCACAAUUUAAGGAUAUUUUUUUCAGCUUUUACAUUUGUAGUUUUUCGCAUCCAUAUUAGUUGAACAUUUGGAUUUUCUAAUGAUGAAGUUGUCAGUAAUAACUUGAUGUCAAGUGGGCAGAAGAUGUCACUAACGUGUCUUUUUAUGGCCAAGCGCUGAUCAUUAGUCUCGUACAUGUUGAAGACCGGAAUGACUCAGAAAAUCCUGUGACAGGAUUUUCACUCACUCAUCUGGCCAAAGAGCAGAAGGCAAGAUACUGAAAAUACUGUUUGUGGCUCAGUAAUUGUGCAGUUUUAAGACUGAAUUGCCCAUAUUGUGACUCUGUUUAUGUGCGUGCUUGUUCAUAAAGUAACUUUCCAGUCAAUCCAUCAGUGGAUUAAAGACCGCCUCUCCUGAGCUGUGAACCAUAAAAGUGAGAUAACUGCUUUUAUGGAACACAAAACUGAUACAUUGCCACGUUUAAACGUUGCAUCAAAGUGGUUUGCCAACAGCUCAUUACACUUCAACAUUUCCAAGCUGUGGCUGUGCUGUGGGCUGUGUUUCUGACAAUCUAACAAGUUUAAUUCAAUUAAUUCACUCUUGUGAGUGAAUGUCUUUUGUAUGGAGGCACCGGAGCGCCAAAAAUCUCUAAACAAAUAAGAAGACAAAUGUUGAAAAUAUACAAAAGUUGCACUAAAUGACUAUCAUGGUUAAAAUAAUUCAAAAUAAUGACAUCAUUAUGCUGAAAUAUAAGUUUCUCUCUCUUUUUUAGCACACAAAUCACAAAUAUAAAGUUGAGAGACCGUCUGUAACCAUAAUUGUACAAAACUCUACAAAAUAGAAGGUUGCACACAAUAAUACUGAGAUAACUCUUAUUUCUAAUUAUUAUUGAAAUCAAAUGUGGUUUUCUGUAUCCAUGUUUUAUCAUGCUUUUUAAUAUUAUAUAUUUAUAUUACCACAUUUCAAUUUUAAUUUUACUUUUAUUUAUUUUUUUGUGGAACAAAA
Cololabis saira (Pacific saury) is the source of this 2323-nucleotide messenger RNA. RefSeq names its product opioid receptor, delta 1b (gene oprd1b). Gene Ontology annotation, biological process: G protein-coupled opioid receptor signaling pathway; neuropeptide signaling pathway. Gene Ontology annotation, molecular function: G protein-coupled enkephalin receptor activity; neuropeptide binding. The record is from RefSeq and is a predicted model, not a curated record. NCBI's taxonomy places the organism in Eukaryota, Metazoa, Chordata, Actinopteri, Beloniformes, Belonidae. The transcript is spliced from 3 exons. The coding region runs from base 1 to 1152 and encodes 383 amino acids. Gene Ontology annotation, cellular component: neuron projection; membrane.